CAAGAGAAAUUUAAUUAAUUUAAAGCAAUGGAUUAUAAUAUUCAUAAAAUAUGUCGAGUAUGUUUGGAAGAAGGUGCACUUACUUCAAUUUAUAGUACUGAAUUUGCAAUGAUGCCAAUGACUAUGAUGAUGAUGUGCGCUAAAAUACGAGUAUAUAAAACCGAUGGUCUCCCCGCUGUUAUCUGCAACAAUUGCAUAUAUCGUCUUGGCGUAGCUUACCAUUUCAAACAAGAAUGCGAAAAUUCUGAUAUCCGUUUGAGGCAAUAUCUGGGAAUCCUCGAGAGAGGAUAUGGUUUAUGUGAUGCUGAAACAAUGACUGAUCCUCUACCACAAAGGGAACUAAAGAAGCUAUUCCUUGAUGAAAAAGACGAUGAUGUUGAUGAUGAUGACGAGAAAGAUGAUUCCAAGAGUCGAAAAAGUAAACGCAAAUCUCGCUAUCAGCGUAAAGCCCCGGAAGAUCAUAAAAAACGUGGUCCCAAACCAAUAGAAAAAAUGCCACAAACUUGCUACGAUUGCAAUAAAACCUUUAAAUGCGCUGCUCAACUCCAAAUGCAUAUUCGAACGCAUACCGGAGAAAAGCCAUAUGUCUGUAAUUACUGUCCCCGUCGUUUUGCCCAAAAAUACAAUCUCCAGAUUCAUGUAAGAACUCACACUGGGGAACGUCCAUUCCAGUGUGAAAUUUGCAGUAAACAGUUUUCUGCUUUGGGUAAUUUUCAAGCUCAUCAAAAAAUCCACACUGGAGUUCGAGAUCAAAUUUGUCCUGUGUGUCACAAGGCAUUUUUGAGUUCUGGCGAUUUAUCCAAACACAUGGUUACACAUGCGGGGUUAAGAAACCACCACUGCGAUAUAUGUGGGAAAACAUUUAGUCGCAACAGAGAUAUGGUAGCGCAUAAGAAGAAAAUUCAUUUAAACGAACUCAAUAGUGAAAACUUUAAAUGUCCCGAAUGUCAUAAGGUAUUUGCGACAUCGAGUAGUCUGAGUGUGCAUUUUCGUAGUCACGGGGGCAGUACUAGUUCGUUACCAUUGGUGCAUCAGCCGCCAAUAGUUCCGACAGCUAUAGGUGGGAGUAUGUGUCCACCAACAGCUCCACCACCACCUUCUUUGAGUAGUAUUGCUAUGGGAAUGCCACCACCUCCUCCACCACCUGGAAGUUUAGGAAUGCUGGGACAUACACAGGGAACUUUAUCGCUGAUGCAUUCACAGCGGUUGCAUCCUUAUUGAUAAAUUUAUUAUAAAAAUUCAUAAGCUUAUGAUAAUUAAAUUUAUUUUAUUUAAGUAUUUAUAACCAGUUUAAGUUUUUUUAACAUUUUUGUUUAUAGUUUAGUUACUUAGCUUUAAAUGACUUAUUUCAAAUAAAGUACAGAUAAAGUUUGCUA
This is a messenger RNA of Episyrphus balteatus (marmalade hoverfly), 1376 nucleotides long. RefSeq names its product zinc finger protein 572. The coding region runs from base 28 to 1221 and encodes 397 amino acids. The transcript is spliced from 4 exons. The record is from RefSeq and is a predicted model, not a curated record. Gene Ontology annotation, molecular function: zinc ion binding. Gene Ontology annotation, cellular component: nucleus. NCBI's taxonomy places the organism in Eukaryota, Metazoa, Arthropoda, Insecta, Diptera, Syrphidae.